CCAAAUGCGAGACUCGAACACUGAAUACAACUCAAAACCUCAGUUUCAUUGCUGGCACAAAAACAAAACAUGAAAUGAACACUAGGGAUGUAAGAAAAUAUCGAUACAACGAAAUAUCGCGAUACUGAUACUGAAUCGAUAUUCAAAAUCAGUGUUAUCGAUUUUUUUUUUAAUGAAAAAUUACAUGCACUUACUGUUUUUACUUUUGUAUGUUGCAAUUCAAACUCUGGCCACUGGUUUGCAGUUGUUACCGCCUUUACUUUGACGUAAAAACAAGGUCUCGCGAUAACUGUAGAAGCGUCUAGUUUGCCAAAAUCAACGAAGUAGAACAGUGGAUGUGUAGCCAAUUGUGCUAGCUAACUGAUGACUGAAGAGGAGAGGAUACAGCCGCCCCCCACAGCUUUCAAAGCUGAUGUGUGGACUUAUUUUGGAUUUAGGACAAAAGAAGGUGGUAAAGACUAUGACAAGAGCUAUGCAGUCUGUAAAAUCUGCACCGCCAGAGUCAAAUAUUCCGGUAACACAACAAAUUUACGAACACACGUGUCUAGACACCAUAGCGACGUAGCAUCAAAUGCUAAUUUUAAAACGAAAUGAGGUGACCCCGCUCAACGGACAAUUGAAGAAGUUAACUUUUCGAAACUACCAGCAACUUCAACUCGUGCAACAAAAAUAACGCAGUCAGUACUUGUUUUUAUUUGCAAAGACAUGCGCCCUCUGAGUGUUGUGGAGAAUAAAGGAUUUCGUAAUAUGAUUAAAACGCUGGAGCCCCGUUACACCGUUCCUUCCCGACAACACAUCACGGACAUCGCUCUGCCAAAGUUGUACCAAGAAGUCAAAGCGACAGUGCUGGACUCCCUCAGCUCGGCAGAGACAGUUGCUUUGACAUGCGACGCUUGGACUUCGAGAGCCACUGAAUCGUACGUAACUGUUACAGCACAUCACAUAACGGACCAGUGGAACCUUCAGUCUCAUGUACUACAAACCCGAGCCAUGCAUGACAGUCACACAGGUGAGCACAUUGCAGCGUUACUAACUGAUGCUGUGGCUGAAUGGGGAUUGAACACAAAGGACCUUGUUGUUGUUACCGAUAAUGCACCAAACAUGGCUCUCGCAGCUAGACUUGCAGGCAUGACGCACAUACAAUGUUUUGCACACAGUCUGAAUCUCGCCUCACAGAAAGCACUGAAAAUACAAUCCGUGGUGCGACUUCUCGGGAGGAUCCGACGUGUAACAGCCUUUUUCAGGCGCAGCACCACAGCCAGCAAUCAGUUGAAGCAGAAACAGUGCCUCCUUCAGCUACCAGCUCACAGAUUGAUCACGGACAUAAUUACAAGAUGGAACAGCUCCUAUGACAUGAUAGAACGAUUUUUAGAACAGCAACCAGCCAUCUGUGCAGCUCUGCUUUCUGCAGAAGUUAGGAAGAGUGAAAAAGAAAUUUUCACAUUAAGUGAGUCUGACAUCACAUGUGCAGAAGAAGUUGUCAGGGCACUCAAGCCUAUGAAGGACCCCACCCUGGUGAUGUCAGAGGAGAGCAUGCCAACCCUGUCCAUCAUUGCUCCUCUUCAUGCCAAGCUUGUGAUGGGUGCACAAGAAAGUGUUGAUGAUACACCGACAGUAAGGGACAUUAAGACUGCCAUAGCAGAAGAUCUGGGAAAGAGAUAUGUAAAUGAGAGGGAGACACUAUGGAUGGCAUCAACAGUUGAUCCUCAGUUUAAGGACCUGCCCUUCCUGUCUGAAGCAGAGACCAGUGAGACCUAUUCCAGACUGUUGGACACUGUGGUGACUGUGAUAAAGAAGGAAAAAAAUCAGCAAGAGAAUAAGGAGACUGACAAACAGGUGGAGGAAGAGAAUGCCACAGAGGAGGCUCAUCACCCACAUAUCAAAGACAGCUUUGACUCCAUCCCCCGGCCACCCCUAAAGAGACAGAGGACCUCAUGUGCAUUGGUGGACUUGCUUGGAGCUACGUUUGCCUCUACUAGUGACAAUACUGCACCAAAAUCAGAACAUGAUGUUGCUGCAGCUGAGAUCAAGAGGUAUAGAGAUGAGACCCCUUUGCCUCUCACAGGAAAUCCUCUCAGUUGGUGGAAGGACCAUGAACAGGAAUACCCUCACCUAUCCAAAGUAGCAAGGAGUUUCCUAUGCAUUCCUGGAACAAGUGUCUCUGCAGAGAGUUUUCUCCUCUGCAGGAGACAUAGUAAAUGCACAGAGAAGUGUCCUGAGAGCUGACCAUGUCAAUCAGCUUGUAUUCCUGCACAAAAAUCUGGAAAUUGAACAAUAACCACUGAGAAAACACUAAACAUGUAAAAUCUCUGAUAUGAGAAUGUUUGACAUUUUGGUUGAGUCUCAUAAGCACUUUUAUUUAGAUGAGUAAAUUCCUUUUUUCAGGUUGUACUAAAAGUGUUCCAUUGAUGGACACUGCAGAGCUGUACUUUAUUUUAAUAGCACUUUACAUUGUUUGUUAAUGUUUACUUGGAUGGAUUCUUCAAGCAAUUUCAUUUUUGAUCUAUAUUUGUUUAUGUUAAGGUCACAUAAAAAGUGCUUUGUUUUGAUGCUCCAUAGAGCAGUUUUUGGAUAAGUAUUUUACAAUCAUAGUACUUAGAAAGACCUCAGUGUUACAUGUUUACUUUUUUCAUGUUAAAAAAAAUACUUGAUAUUUCAGUAAAGUAGUUUUUGUUUGUUUAUUUGACAUGACUUCUAAUAAGGCAGAUGUUAAUUUCUCCAUUCAUUUUGAACUUAGAGUGUUUUUGUUUCAGAUGUUUCAUGUCAAGCAUUUAACAGUUUGGACUGUUUACUAUGAGUUUUCAUAAUUAAAUUCAGUCCUACUAAACACAAAUAUCAUCUGGCUUUUAGUAUCGCAAUGUAUCGUAUCGUCUACCCUGUAUUAUGAUACAUAUUGUAUCCCCAGAUUCUUGCCAAUACACACCCCUAAUGAACACUGAGAACAGAAACACACAGGCAUAAUCUGAUGGUACGACGCGACACUAAGCACAGGAAAACACAGGGCUAAUAUACACAGGGUGGUAAUCAGGGAAUGGGCAACAGGAGGGAGACACAGCUGGGAGGGAUUGGACUAAUGAGAAAGGGGAAGCAAAGCUGCACACACUAACAUGAGACAUAGACUUUCACAAUAAAACAGAAAACAUGAAUCACUAAACAAAGAUGCAGACACGACACUGAGAGACAGACUAGACACUGAACUAAACCUGCAAUAAACAUGAGAACACAACCAAGGAGCAAAUCCUAAAACAUGAAUAAACAGAAACCUAUAAUUCUCAUAAUGGUCAACAAUGUAAAAGAAUCAAAAUACAAUACAAAAUACAAAAUUAAACCAAGACACGAGAAACUCAAAGUACUGGGUCAAAAUUGACCCAGAACCGUGACAAGAACAACUGCAAUAUAAGGUUAGUCAUUAAUACACUGCUGCAUGGGCUGGGCUGUAGUUACAUCGUAAGGUUUUAAAAACGGAGCUUUAAAAUUAAUAGUGGUGAUAAAAACCGAGAGAAGCCAAC
Molecule: messenger RNA, 3509 nt
Organism: Oreochromis niloticus (Nile tilapia)
Lineage: Eukaryota; Metazoa; Chordata; Actinopteri; Cichliformes; Cichlidae
Product: zinc finger BED domain-containing protein 1
Exons: 2
Coding region: 706-2226 (506 amino acids)
Molecular function (GO): protein dimerization activity
Source: RefSeq, a predicted model, not a curated record